GAGCCUGGCAAAAAGGAUACCAGGUACCACCAACUGUCAAAUUUUUACCACCAACCAACUGUCACAGUUUUUUUUUCAAUACGUGCCACUCGUACCAGCCAUAAUUAAGAAUAUCACUGUACCAGCCAUCUGUUAUUUAUUAGUAGUUAGUAUACAUAACCUCUAAGGUUAAGGUUUUGGAAAUAUUCUCUCUUCUGGAAAUAUUGUAAUAAAUUAAAUACCUAAUACGAAAUCUUGGAAUUACGCUUCCUCUGUUGUUUGUUAUUACCUAUCUUUUGUUUGUUAUAACGUUUUCCUAAUAUGGCUAAUAAUAAAGACCGUGAAGAGCCAGCAAUUAUGGCGAAACAAUGUUAUUUGAAGAAAGACUUCUCUGGAGCUCUUCAGCACUUGAAUGAACUAGAAAAUCUGAUUGGAAGCAACAACAAACGUUUGCAGCAUAAUAAAGCAAUAGUGGAGUUCAUGGCUAGUGAUAUGAAAAAUCUAGACAAGUUUAAAAAGGCUGUAGCUUUACUAACAGGUCUCAAUUUCCCAGAUAUUGAAAUAAAAGACUUGAAUUCCCCAUUUCUUAUUUAUAACUAUGCUGUCGUGUUAUACCAUUCAAGGUACUACUAUCAGUGCACAGUAUUGCUUGAGAAACUUCUAUGUUCUAAGAAUAUUAAAGACCCAAAGCUUCAUCAACAAAUUGUUCUUCUAUUGCUAGAAGCUACAUUAUGUCGGCGUACUUAUGAUAAGACUCUAGAAGUGGCAAAUUCUCAUGGGGAUGCACUAAAAAGUAAUAAUGAGGUCAGUGAUUUGUUUGAAAGAUUAGUGAGCAGAGCUCAGCUUUUACUUGGUCAAAAAGUUAAGUUGAAUUUGAAAAAUGAUUCAAUCGAAAAUGUUUUUAUAAUAGCACAACAACAGUUUCUCAAUGGGGAAGUGAAGGAAUCGGCUAAUACGCUGGGACAAUACAAAACAUUGAAAUAUAACUAUGAUCUGAAAUCUCAAGGUGAAGAUAUUUGGGCUGCGAUAAAUAAUAACCUUGGUGUCAUCUAUUUGUCAAUCAAAAAACCAUUUUUGGCUUCUAAAUAUUUUCAACAUGCUGUUAAAGAACAUUUUAAAGCAAUGGAGAGUAAUGAUAGUGAGAGACUCAUAUCUUGCAGAGACAGGCCACUAUAUGUCUUCAAUUUGGGACUCGCAUUGCUGGCAGCAAACAAUUCUGAAGGAGCAUUCGAAUGUCUUGUGGAAGCCGCCCGACACUACCCUAACAACCCUCGAAUAUGGAUGCACUUAGCUGAAUGUUGUGUCAAAAAAUGUUGCAGCGAAGAAGCUCAGCAAUAUACCGUUAAAAAACUUGGAGGUGGAUCACACACCCGCAUUUUGUUAGCAAGGGACAAUAAAGAUAGAUACUCAACUUCAGGAGAAUCAUUUGCAAUACCGUCAUUAUCUUUAGAAUUUGCAGCCUUAUGUUUACGUAAUGCUAUUACUUUACUGCCAAAUCAAGAUUCACCGGUGGAUGUCACAGGACAUCUUAUCCAGGCCCCUCCAGGCCCACCUAUAAAUUGGAAGCAGAGAUGUGAACUGAAAAAUUCAACAUUAGUUUUACAAAGCUAUGUUUUACUACAUUUACAGGACCCACUCUCUGCUCUUAUGAGUGCCAAUGAGUUGUUAAGUCAAUCAGAUGUGUCGAGCAAUCAUAAAGCCUGGGCUCACAUUUAUGCUGCCGAAGCCUUGAUUAAUUUGGACAGGAUAACUGAUGCAGUUGAGCACCUGCAGCCACCAAUGAUCCACGAUUUGGUAUCCGUAAUGCCAUAUCAAAUGAGAGACAUGAUUGCUGUGUCAGUUUGGGCUAAAGCCGCAGUCUGUCAUAUAUUGAGAGGUGAUCUGGUGACCGCUAGAAAAAUACUGCUCCAGAUCAAUUCGCCUCGGGUCUUGCCACUGCAAAUGUAUUUGGAAAUAUGUACUGGAAACAUUGAAAACUGUCACACCAUACUGCGGAAGCUCAGAUUUGCUAAUGCAUCACCAUAAUUACAAUCGUUUUUUCAUAAAAAAUAAUAUGCUUAUUGA
Molecule: messenger RNA, 2043 nt
Organism: Plodia interpunctella (Indianmeal moth)
Lineage: Eukaryota; Metazoa; Arthropoda; Insecta; Lepidoptera; Pyralidae
Gene: Not10
Product: CCR4-NOT transcription complex subunit 10
Exons: 1
Coding region: 301-2004 (567 amino acids)
Biological process (GO): mRNA catabolic process; negative regulation of translation
Cellular component (GO): CCR4-NOT complex
Molecular function (GO): protein binding
Source: RefSeq, a predicted model, not a curated record